AUGCCCCGCAAGCGAACCAAGGCGAAACCUCCACCGCCUCGCGCAUCCGACGAGCCCGCCGACGACGCGCGGAACGGUGCGCGUGAGACGUGCGAACAGCCGUCGUCCGCGCGCGAUGUGGAUUCAACCUCCGCGCCGCGCGAGCGCUCCUCCGAACGUGCGUCGACGACGACGCACGCGUCGACGACGACGCACGCGUCGGAUGUAGACCAACAGUGCGUCACGCUUCGCGUCACCGUGCGCCCCGAGUUCGUCCUGAGCGAUGACGAGGGGACGACGCGGAUUCGCGUCUUGGAGGAAGUCGUGGACGACCUGAAACUCGAACUGGCUGGGUAUCGGUCGGCGGCUCGAGAGCUCGCGAUCGAGAUCGAGCGUAAGGACCGCGCGUUAGAGGCGGCGGCGAGGGAGUGCGCGAGCGAGCGAGGAGAGGGACGCGCGAGGGCGAUCGAAGAGGCCACGUCGCGGCUUUCGGAUAGGUUGGACAAGGCGGAGCGAGCGGUGGAGCGCGAGCGAGGCGAUGGUGAACGCGGGCGACGCGCGAGCGAACGCUUGAAGGCGGUAGAGCUCGAAUUAGAGCGUCGGAUGUUGCAGCAGGAUGAGGUUUUCGAACGAAAGUGGGCGACGAGAGUGGAGGAGGCAAACGCCAACGCCGAGGCGUUUCGAUGUAAGCUCGCAAAGUUGGAGCGAGAGACGCAAGCUGCGAAAAUGAGCGAGGAGGAGACGAAAUCCGAGCUCGCUAGGGCGAUGAAACGGAUCGAGGAACUGUCCCUCGAGCUCGCGAACGCGCCGAGAGCGACGGCGCCGAGCGACGGCGCCGACGUCAAGCCUCGUCGCGGACUAUUUUCCUUCAUAACCGGCGUCCCGAGCGAGGUCUACGCCGGUCCAAAGAAGAUCGUCGAGUGA
Molecule: messenger RNA, 903 nt
Organism: Ostreococcus tauri
Lineage: Eukaryota; Viridiplantae; Chlorophyta; Mamiellophyceae; Mamiellales; Bathycoccaceae
Product: unnamed product
Exons: 1
Coding region: 1-903 (300 amino acids)
Source: RefSeq, a predicted model, not a curated record